AUGAUGUCGGAUGAAAAGCUCAUCUUCGACCUUAUCAUGGCCGAUCCAGGCCUCCCUCGACCAAACCCGACCCAGUCUUACUGGCAGCAUGUACCCCAUGCCCUGGCAAACAUUCAAUCCUCGACUCUCCCAACUGAUACAGACCAUGCCAUUAUUGGAUCCGGAAUCACAGGCCUUACGGUUGCCAAGAACCUGCUGGAGCGCGAUCCAUCUAGCAAAGUAGCUAUUCUAGAAUCUCGCACUCUGUGCUCUGGGGCGACAGGUCGCAAUGGUGGCCAAAUGGCUGCCAAUGCUGGAGAAGAGUAUUCCCAUCUUGCACAAACCUAUGGUCCGCAAGAGGCAGGGAAGAUUGUGAAGUUUACAUUUCGCAAUCUAGAAAAGAUGCGACAGCUGAUUGAGGAUCAAGAUGUAGUGAAAGCGAGCGAGAUGCAGCAGCUGAAGAAGCUGCGUGUUUUCUUGACUGAUGCGAAAUUUCGGGAUUUCAAGGAGAGCAUCGCCCGUCUGGAGGGAGACCAUCCGUCCAUGAAAGGCAUCUAUACAGUCAUUGAUGCAGCUACGGCAUUACGGGAAUACGGCGUUCACGGAGCAGCCGGGGCAGCGAUACUCCCUGCUGGGACGGUUUGGCCAUAUCGUCUAGUGACAAGGGUCUUUGCAGCUUUGUUGGAGAAGUAUCCAGACCGAUUGACCAUUGAGACGAACACCCCUGUUGAGUCUGUGGAAUACAAUUCUAACGUCACAUCUCCCGAUUAUCCGUAUACGCUUCGAACACCUCGAGGACCACUACGCGCAAGAUCGGUUGUCUAUUGCACCAAUGGAUACAGCGGGCAUCUCCUGCCCCGAUUACGAGGCCGGAUCCAUCCUUUUAAAGGCACGAUGACUGUCCAAGACCCCAAGAAAUCGGUACCUGAUCAAGGUAGUUCGAUUUCGUGGGGGUUUCAUUAUCCACCAUCGUACGACCCCGCGACCAAGCGACAUGGCUAUGGACUGUAUUAUCUAGCACAGAGCGCUAAGACGGGUUAUUUCUACUUUGGUGGCGAGAAUACACGAGUCGAUGAAUCCGUUUCUGCCGACGACAGUUUCGUGGCUGAACACUCAGUAUCCCAUCUCCGAACGGUGCUGCCGCAGUUCUUUGGUCAAGACGGCUCUGCUCCGUGGCAUCUAGUGGCUUCGUGGAGUGGAGUCAUGGGAUUUUCGUCGGAUGGUCUGCCUUUGGUAGGGCGACUUUCAUCGGCGUUGACAGGGAGAAGUGGCACCGGAGAGUGGAUCGCUGCUGCGUUCAAUGGCUAUGGCAUGGCCAAUUGUCUCAUGAGUGGCGAGGCUCUAGCGCGAAUGAUAUUGGGUGAAAAUGUAGACGACUGGCUGCCAGAGGCAUAUGGCCUGGGUGAGAGGCGGUUGCGAGAGACACUGACGGUCCCGCAAGCGGUAAAUGCAUUGAAGGCAAAAUUGUAA
This is a messenger RNA of Penicillium lagena, 1449 nucleotides long. RefSeq names its product NAD(P)/FAD-dependent oxidoreductase. The transcript is spliced from 3 exons. NCBI's taxonomy places the organism in Eukaryota, Fungi, Ascomycota, Eurotiomycetes, Eurotiales, Aspergillaceae. Gene Ontology annotation, cellular component: cytoplasm. The coding region runs from base 1 to 1449 and encodes 482 amino acids. The record is from RefSeq and is a predicted model, not a curated record. Gene Ontology annotation, molecular function: oxidoreductase activity.